AUGCCCUUCGGUGAGACGAUUGCAGUGAUUGACAAGUCCGGUCAAGUCGUCAGCACGCGACCACAGAGCAAGCAUUUAUUCGGUGUUUUCAGCCACGCCAAGAAUGCGUACCGUGACCGCAAAGCACAGGUUCAAUCCGAACGGAAUGCGAAAAUUGCGGAGAAGAUCGCAGAGAGGGAAACACUGAGAGCGUUGCAGAACUAUACAAUUGAUGAUUCCCCGUCAGUGGCCUCCUCCCGGAGAAGCCAUUCGCGACAUCACUCCACCCGCAGACACCAUUCGCAUCACCACUCCCGUAGCGGGUCUGUCUAUGAGCAGGACCUGCAUUCGGCGGCACCCCGUGCAGCAUCUGCCUAUGCACCUCAAUCGGAAAUGAUCAGACGUCAUACUGAUCAGGAUCUCAUGGUUCGGCAACCCGAUGUCCGACCCGCCGCCGCGCGGUCCAAAUCCGAUGCCGAUAUCGACAUGCACCUAGCGUACGGUGACUAUCACCCCUCCGAAUUGACCAGGCAGCCGUCACAUGGACAAGAACAACAACUCCAGAAUAUCGAAGAUCCCGAGUUGAAUAACCUCGUCGACCGCACCCAGUGGCUGUUGGAGGAAGCCAACUGCUUGCACCACAGCGCGACGGCUACCAUCGGCCAUCUCCAGAAGAACCCGGAUGCAAUGGCGGCUGUUGCACUUACCCUCGCGGAGAUCAGCAAUCUGGUCACCAAGCUGGCUCCAUCGGCGCUGUCUACACUCAAAGCCGCAGCCCCCGCCGUCUUUAGCUUACUCGCCAGUCCUCAAUUCCUCAUCGCUGCUGGAGUCGGUCUCGGCGUUACGAUCGUCAUGUUUGGUGGCUACAAGAUCAUCAAGCAAAUCCAAUCCUCAGCCAGCAAUACCAUCACCAAUACCACCAAUGAAGGCGCGAAAGCCCCAGGAGGCGAGGAGCCUGAGCAAAUGGACGAUAUGAUCGAAUUUAACACAGACUGCCUGGGCUCGGUCGAGAUGUGGCGACGCGGUGUGGCAGACGUCGAGGCCGAGAGCCUCGGAACCUCCGUGGAUGGAGAAUUCAUAACCCCGACGGCCGCGAUGAUGUCCGGCAUUGAUAUAACUACGGCACGACUCUCGCGAGAUCCUCGUUUCAAAUUCGACGACGAUGAGUCCAGAGCCUCGGCACACCGUCCACGUCGCUCCCGGGGUUCUCGGGCCAGCCACGCUCCCCCCAAAGCAGAAACAAAACCGGGAUCGAUCUUCUCGAGAAGUUCACGUAAGCCACCUUCGAAAGCGCCAUCGAAAGCGCCAUCGAAGGCAUUCUCCUCAGUUGGCUCUCAAUAUUCAGAUAAAGACAGGAAGUCGAAAGACAAAAAGAAGCCGAGUCGACUACGCUUGAUGUUCUUGGCCUGA
Messenger RNA from Aspergillus ochraceoroseus IBT 24754, 1389 nucleotides. RefSeq lists its product as uncharacterized. The transcript is spliced from 2 exons. NCBI's taxonomy places the organism in Eukaryota, Fungi, Ascomycota, Eurotiomycetes, Eurotiales, Aspergillaceae. The record is from RefSeq and is a predicted model, not a curated record. The coding region runs from base 1 to 1389 and encodes 462 amino acids.